Messenger RNA from Cryphonectria parasitica EP155, 2999 nucleotides. RefSeq lists its product as uncharacterized. Gene Ontology annotation, cellular component: ribonucleoside-diphosphate reductase complex. The record is from RefSeq and is a predicted model, not a curated record. NCBI's taxonomy places the organism in Eukaryota, Fungi, Ascomycota, Sordariomycetes, Diaporthales, Cryphonectriaceae. Gene Ontology annotation, molecular function: ATP binding; ribonucleoside-diphosphate reductase activity, thioredoxin disulfide as acceptor. The transcript has 4 exons. Gene Ontology annotation, biological process: DNA replication; deoxyribonucleotide biosynthetic process. The coding region runs from base 1 to 2778 and encodes 925 amino acids.
AUGUUUGUCAGAAAGCGAGACGGACGCCAGGAGCGCGUCCAGUUUGACAAGAUCACGGCACGCGUCUCGAGACUGUGUUACGGUCUUGAUUCGCAGCAUGUUGACCCCGUCAAGAUCACCCAGAAGGUCAUUAGUGGUGUCUACGGUGGUGUCACAACAGUCCAGCUCGACGAUCUGGCUGCCGAGACUGCCGCGUACAUGACCGUCACCCACCCAGACUAUGCCCUCCUCGCCGCCCGUAUCGCGGUGUCCAACCUCCACAAGCAGACCAAGAAGCAGUGGUCAUCGGUCGUGAGCGAUCUGUACCACUAUGUCAACCCAAGGAACAAUCGCCCGUCGCCUAUGAUCUCCCAGGAGACCUACGACUGUGUGAUGCGUCACAAGGAGGAGUUUGACUCCGCCAUCGUCUAUGACCGAGACUACCAGUACCAAUACUUCGGCUUCAAGACCCUGGAGCGUUCGUAUCUUCUUAAGCUCAACGGCAAAGUUGUCGAGCGGCCACAGCACAUGCUGAUGCGUGUCGCCGUUGGCAUCUGGGGAGACAACAUCGAGAGGGUUCUGGAGACGUACAACUACCUCUCCAACAAGUUUUUCACACACGCCUCGCCGACUCUGUUCAAUGCCGGCACGCCUCAGGCACAGCUGUCGUCGUGCUUCCUUGUAGACAUGAAGGAGGACAGCAUCGAGGGUAUUUACGAUACCCUCAAGACCUGCGCCAUGAUUUCCAAGAUGGCCGGAGGCAUUGGUCUCAAUGUCCACCGCAUCCGUGCCACUGGCUCUUAUAUUGCCGGCACUAACGGCACGUCCAAUGGCAUCAUCCCCAUGCUGCGUGUCUUCAACAACACUGCUCGCUAUGUCGACCAGGGUGGCAACAAGCGUCCUGGCGCCUUUGCCAUCUACCUGGAGCCAUGGCACGCUGAUGUCUUUGAGUUCCUUGACCUGCGCAAGAACCACGGAAAGGAAGAGGUUCGUGCCCGUGACCUCUUCCUGGCCCUCUGGAUCCCCGAUCUCUUCAUGAAGCGUGUGGAGAAGAACGGUGACUGGACCCUCAUGUGCCCCAACGAGUGCCCUGGCCUGGCCGACUGCUACGGUGAGGAGUUCGAGGCUUUGUACGAGAAAUAUGAGCGCGAGGGUCGCGGCCAGAAGACCAUGAAGGCACAGAAGCUCUGGUAUGCCAUCCUCGAGGCGCAGACCGAGACCGGCAACCCAUUCAUGCUGUAUAAGGACCACGCCAACCGCAAGAGCAACCAGAAGAACCUGGGCACCAUCCGCAGCUCCAACCUUUGCACUGAGAUCAUCGAGUACUCUGCCCCUGAUGAGGUUGCUGUAUGCAACCUGGCGUCUAUCGCCCUGCCUCAGUUCGUCGACUACGAGAAUGACUGCUACAACUUCCAGCUGCUGCAUGAAGUCACCCAGGUUGUCGUUCGCAAUCUGAACAAGAUCAUCGAUAUCAACCACUAUCCAGUUCAGGAGGCUCGCAACAGCAACAUGCGGCACCGGCCUAUCGGCGUGGGUGUUCAGGGUCUGGCUGAUGCCUUCUUGGCUCUCCGCCUUCCCUUCGAGUCGCCCGAGGCUCGUCAGCUGAACAAGCAAAUCUUUGAGACCAUCUACCACGCCGCCCUCACCGCAUCGUGCGACAUUGCCAAGGUGGACGGUCCCUACUCAUCGUACGAGGGAUCUCCCGUCUCUCAGGGGAUCCUCCAGUAUGAUAUGUGGGACAACGUCAAGCCCUCUGACCUCUGGGACUGGGACUCCCUGAAAGCCAAGAUCAAGCAGCAUGGUGUCCGCAACAGCUUGUUGAUGGCGCCUAUGCCUACUGCCUCGACUUCGCAGAUCCUGGGCAACAACGAGUGCUUUGAGCCCUAUACGUCCAACAUCUACCAACGACGUGUGCUCGCUGGUGAGUUCCAGGUGGUCAACCCGUGGCUGCUCAAGGACCUUGUGCAGUGUGGUCUGUGGUCCGAGGACCUGAAGAACCGCAUCAUUGCCGAGGAUGGUUCUAUUCAGAACAUUCGCAGCAUCCCGGAUGAUAUCAAGGCUCUCUACAAGACCGUAUGGGAGAUCUCACAGAGGACCAUCGUUCAGAUGGCCGCCGACCGUGGUGCCUUCAUCGAUCAGUCUCAGUCCCUGAACAUCCACAUGCGUGAACCUUCUAUGGGCAAGAUCACGAGCAUGCACUUCACCGGGUGGAAGCUGGGUCUCAAGACUGGCAUGUACUACCUCCGCACCCAGGCUGCGGCAGCCCCGAUUCAGUUCACCGUCGACCAGCAGGCCCUCAAGAUCCAGGAGCAGGCUGGCGUGAAGCACAGCGGCCUGGGCAAACGUGCGCCUCCGGCUGGCUACUACACUUCCACCUCUCUCGUCCGCCCCAUGCACGUGACCAAGGAUCUUUCUGGUGAGAACACCAACAUUACCAUGAGCAACAAUGGAAUCCCUACCCCUUCCGUUACGCCAAAGUCCUCGUCGCCACCCCUGACUCCUGUCGUUGACAAGGAGGCAGCUGCACGCAUCAUGGCCUCUCCCUCCAAACCCAGGAAUGUGCCAUUCAAGGCCGAUCAGGCCGAAGGCGAGAGCCCCAAGGCGCUGCCUGUUGAGCCCACUGGCGAGAAGCCUACCGAAGAGGCACUUCCCGAGGCUGCUGUCAACGGCAACAAGCCUGAUGGCCAGACCGAGGACAAGGAUGGAGAUAGCAAGGAGCGGGAGAUGGACAUCUACUCUGAGGCUGUCCUUGCUUGCAGCAUUGAGAAUCCCGAGGCAUGCGUUAUGUGCAGCGGUUAGAUCAACAUACCUCGACUAGAAGUCCCGAGUGAAGUAUGAAGGUGACUACGAUCCUUGAUGUUGAUGUUGGCAACGGAAAAUGACAGUUGUUUGCUUUGUUGGCUUUUCUUGGGGGUUUUUUUUUUUCCUUCUCUUGUCCUUUUCACGCAUGGUCGGACGGCUUUGAAUGGUUCAAACAGGGCUAGCUGCUCGUCACACAUAAUUCAGAUACAUGUAACCUU